GUCAGUUGAAUUCUAAAUUUUCGUAUAAAUUUACCUUUCUUUUGGAAUCCUAAAAAGCGUGAGGCAGAAAAAUUUACACAAACCCAAAUCCUUCGGGAAAUGCCUGUACCCACUUCAGAAACCUGUCAGGGCUCUUAUCGGCCUGACUGCUACUCUUCUUCGCGCCUGAUGAAAAUGACCCAUAUACCUAUAUUAAAUCUGGACUACUGAUUGAAUGCGAUGGCUUGUGGCGAGGGCAUGGUGGCCGUGGUGCGCGGACUGAAGGACGCAGGAGUUGCUGUGACGCUGCUGGACUCCGGACGACAGUAUACCUUGCUGCCCGACCCUGUUGCAACUCAUCCCAGCGUACCGCGUGUGAACCAGUGUCGCCACGCAGCGUCCCAGUACGCGGUCGACGCCGACGUGUCGACAACCCGGCGAGAGAGCAGCGUGCAAGCGACUGAUGGACGAUAUGCUAGUACUUAUAGGACGACGCAUUGCCGUUUGACCCCAACCUCCCCGCCGGAACUCGUCACGGAAUUCCCUCCACAGAGAGCCGAGCUGUAUCCCGGUCAUGAAAACUUCGUGAUCGGCGGAGCUGGUAGCGGGAAUAGCUACAGCCCAGGCACGCGGUGUAGCAGCUACAGAGGUGGGCUGUGCUGGCCGGACAAAGGUUCAGUGUACGCGCCGAAGCCUUCCAUCCCCACGGACACGUUCACCAGCUCCCUGCGCAAGUAUCCGAACAUCUCCCAGGAUAGCUCCUCUGAAAUAGUGGAACGACUCAUCUCAUUCACUCAAGCUAAACACUCGUCGUUAAAGAACCUACGCUCCAACGUAUCGCCAACGCGUACCAUCAUAGAGUCGGACGUGUCCAUUAACUUGGACAGUUACUCUAGGAACACCACCAACGCGAAGUAUCCCCGACAAUAUGAACCAGAGGUUGUCACCAGGUCCAAGAGGUUACAAGAAUCACCCACCCGGGAUAAGGAUAAAAAGAAAGGUGUAAUAGAUCAAGAGAAUCUGGAAUCUUGGAGAAGAUCCACAUUUUGCAGGGCCAACGACGUCCGAUGCUUGAAGGACGUGUCUAGGAAAGUCCGGGAUGGGUUACGAAAUCUAUCCCAACAUGCGAAUAUUAAACCUGAAAAACUGAACAAACCAAGGGAGAGAUAUGAACCAAACGGCAAAGUACAUCCGAACUCAAAUUUAGUGAAUAUGGAAAUACAAGCGGCUGUACGGAUGGUAUCACGGGAGAUUACCACCAUGCCUUUAGCGGUGCCCUCGCAAAGAACAAUAGCAGUUCCUAUAAGUCCAUCUCCGUCAGGUACCGGACCAAGGCCAGAACGUGUAUCAAAUGAUCCAUCAGAAAUGGUGAUCUCACAAGUAACAGAUGUGAUUCAACCUAGCACUAAACUUGGCAAAGAAUCCCAAGCAGCGAUUGGCACUAUAGAUCUCAGCGAUAACCAACUUAAACGAUAUAAAGGAAGCAAAUCACAAGAAGAAAUAACAAUGUCGCAAAAUGAAAUGCCAGUAUUUCAAGAUUUAUAUCUAGGGCCAUGUUACUCGAAAUUCCGUCACAGAUCUCGUAGUAAAAUAAUCAGGCACGAUAAGUGUCUAAUGAAAUCUGUUAGAAACUUGGAAAGAGUACACAAACGUGUGUUUCAUGAAUCUAGAUCCAAUCGUAUGAUAAGUGUUUCUAAAAACUUAAAAAGUGUUCGAUCCUACGUCCAAAUUGGGCGAUCUGAACUCACACCAUAUUCGAUCUCUGGUGAAGAAUAUUUAGCUGAAAUAUUAGAAGAUUGGCUAGAUUUAAUCCCUUUUAAGCUAGAAUACUCUUUUGAUCGAGAGUUCGACAAAGAACUAAUUUUUUAUCAAUUUUUCGAAUGCCUUAAAUCUUUUGCUUACAACCCCUUUGAUUCACACAGGAAAAAAAGAUUAAAAUCUGAUAUUUUAGAUAGAUUGGAUACACUUCCAAUUGAAAUAAAAGGAGAUAGGGGUGUUGUUUUAGCUAGUUUAGCUGAUAUAUUGAUAAAUAAAGUAAAACAUUUUGGUUGCACGAAGUGUAGCAUGAGUGAAAAUACCAGUAGGCGAGAAAUCAGGGGAUUAAAAGUUAGCUCUACUUUUGUAAGAAGUGCAGCUCUAACCGAAGGUGAGCUCAAAAUCUUUACGUCCGCAGAACUAAGGUUAUAUUUAGAAAAAACCUUUUUGAAUAUUAAUCGGCACAAAAUUAACGAUUUGGAAGAUGAUUUAGUACAUUGUUUUAUGUUAUUUAUGGAAGAAUUGAACUUUGGUAAUUACAAACGCAUAAGAAAAAGCGUUAUGAAAAUUUCAGAAGAUUACGGAUUUUCAAAACAUCAUGCUAUGCAUUUUUCAAAUCUCCUGAUAAACCAUUUAAAAGAAUCAUUUAUACACACUAGAACACCGACUAAAGUACGCUCCGAGACAUUUAUUGUUCUUCAAAAUAUACAGAACUUAAAACAGUCCCCAAAAUAUAUAAUACAUAACAAUGAAGUUGGUACGAAUUAUAAGUAUGAAAACAAUACUUAUAGCCUAGACGAUUAUACUACUGAAUUAUGCAGACAAAUAGACGAGUGGCUUUCCACUUUAAAAUUACAAAUUCUUGAAAGUAAGGAAACCGGAUUUAGACAAGUAAUAAUAAAUGAUUUGGCUGGAGACAUAAUCGAUAGACAAAAGUAUUUAGAAUUAAAUCCAACUACAAGAGAAAAUUCAAAUGAAGCUGAAUUAGAACUUUUAAGGUAUCAGAUAUUCAAAUGGGUUACUAAACUUGUGGGUGAAGAUAAUUUUGUACCUACAGACCAUGCUCCAGAAUUGAUGGAGCGAAUACGAGGAUUACAUUACUCCCGUGAGAUUGCUCAAUUAAGUGGGAAUUUGAUAAGCAAUAUUAAGAUUAACCAGUCUUUGUCAAAAAUUAAACACGACUCUAAUGCCACUAAUACGCAAAGCAAAGCUGAAAAGGUUUCAUUAGGUGCAACAGGUUCUAUCAGCUCGAAACAAUUCGAGGUAAUGACCAUGUCUCAAGAAGGAACAGGUAAAAUAGCUGCCAAAGAUUUUAAUAACACUGUAAGUGGAAAUCAAGACUUAAAAGCUGCCUGUUGUAUUGAUUUGACGAAGUCUAGUCAAAGAGUGAAAACUGUUGAGCAACUUGAAUCAGAAUACAGACAAUUCGUUAAAGAUUGGGUGGAGCAAGUACCCAUAAAGACAUCCAGCCCUGAACAAGAAACUGUAGUCAAGAGAGCUAGGGUCGAAUUACAAAAUAGUUUGUGGAAAAUUGUAUCUAAGUUAAAUUGUGACCCUGCCACUUAUUACAAUCGAUUUUUUUAUGAGGACCUUUUAGAUGACGCAAUUGAUGAUUUAUUAGAUGCUUUACCCCAAAAUCCAGAUAUGAGAUCUACAAGGCAUUUGCUCAAAAUACAGUUCAUUGAAAAAAGUAUAAGUAUUAAUGACCAAAUAAAGGCACACGAGGAUGCUUCCUUUAAAAAUAAUCUAGUGAAAAAUGUUAUUACAAGCCUCCGCACACAUGGAAUUAUUGAACAUGAACACGAUGAAUCCAUAAAACAGCACGAAGAUCUUCAAAUCUUAAAAUUAGUUGAGGAAUACCUUUUAUACACUAGAUUUAAAAAUGAUAACAAGUUGAUCUCUGAUGUGUUUAAACACAAACUAACACAAGAAAUUGGGGAUUUUGUUGAAGAUUUAAAAAUAAAUCAUGCCAGAGAAUUAAAAAACGUUGAUGCUUCUUCGUACAAAACUGAAAUCAUGAAUACAUUGCAGAAAGUCCCUUUACCAAGUGAAAGAACUAUAAAAGAAGAAGCUGAUGAUGCACUUUUGGGAAUUGAAGUGGAAAAGUGGUACACAGAUUUGCCUUUAGUCCCAAAUGAACACUCUUACAACACUUAUAAGAAAAAAAGAGAUUUAGAGAUGCUGGCUAUGAAAAUCAAAGAAAUUGUAAAUAAUAUAAAAGCAGGUGAUUCAUACACGGCUGUCAAAGAUGAAGUAUCGAGAUUUCUUGAAAAAACACCACUUAAUGAAGGUGAAAGCGCAAACAUUAGUUUCAUGGCGGAUGAAUUGGUAAACAGACUUAGAAAUAUGGAAAAACAAUACACAAGUCAAACUAUUAAAAGAGUAGUUUUUCAAGAUCUAGAUACUUAUGAAGAUUUUGGAAAAAAUGUUCCCUUUGCAUCGAGUUACAUUGAGACAACUCCUGAAAAUAUCGCUAUUGAGAACGAUCUAACUUCUGAUAUAUUAAAUCAAGUGUCUAAAUUUGACAAUAAAGGGCAAUCUGAUGAUAACCAUUCUCUAGAAACGGCAUUUAAUGAGCAAUCUCGUAAUUUUAUAAGUGAACCAUCAACUUACAGGCCAUUCUCUGGAGAAAACCCAACGAGCUCAUCUUACUCCGAAACACCUAACCCGUGGCAUUCAUUAAAAGACUGUCAGACAUAUAUGCCAGGACUUAACAUAGCAAAAAGCGUCCAAGAUCAUUAUAUUCCUUAUACAUCUAACGUCUCAGAAAAUAAUCAAGACACUACCCUGGAUGAUGUUGAAAAUAAGUUAACAGAACAAAAUGACUACUCACAUUCAAGUUACCAAAAAGAUGUAUUGGAAAAAAAUCAAACGCAAGCAUCUUUUACAGAUAAAGAUCAAAGAAUGAAUGCGUAUCUAGAACAACCUGCAAGUAUCCAAUUUAAUCCUCGAGCUAUAAGAACCAGUAAAGGGUUAAUGGGAAUAAGUCAAGAUGCCGGACCUAGUGGAUAUAGGCAGAGUAAUUUUGAAAAUUAUGAUUCACCACUACACCCUAGCCAAGUUCCGCACACAUCAAUCAAUACCAAUGAUGAUAGAGGUCAUGUAACCUAUCAAUCAGCUUAUCAACAAACACCACAUGAUAGAGUGAAUGAAUCAUUUAAUAAAUUCUCAGUAGGUUGUCAAUCUUUAAAAAGCAAAGGAAUUGAAGAAAAUGAAAACGGCAGCAUCGCAAAUUUUGACAACAAUUUAGGGGUAUCAACAAAUACUUCAACUGGUCAUUUACCUGAUAUGGGGCAGCCAAAAUACGCGUCCACACCCGAACAGAGUAUACCACACUUACCUAACGUAAAUAAAAGACGACCUAAAUGGUUGAUAUCAGAAAGGGAGGGUGUGAAAAGACGGAUAAGCUUUAACGAUAUGGUGGAGGAUGAUGAUUAUCACUGUCGAUGUAUAGAGAGACUUUGGAGAAGAAGGAGGCUUAAAUACUUAUCUAGCGACGAAUUUAAUGACUAUCCUCCAUGUUUGCCUUUUUUUAUCCCUUACCCAUGUUUCUUGUAGGACUUGCUGAAGUAUUAUGUUGAUUGUACAAUCAGCAAAUGCAAUAUGGCACAUAAAUCUUGUUAGAUUUAUGUGCCAUAUUGUACGCUCGCAUUGUACGUACGCCAAAAAUGUCGUAUUUAGUCAAGUGCCGAAUUUUACACGUUCAUUAAUUUCAUUUCUCAAUUCCAGUAUGUCAGGUUUGUCUUACUGUCAGUGUUAAUACAUAAUUAGUAUAUGUGUUGUUUAUAACGUAAAUUAAUUUUGUAAAUAUUAUUGUCAAUAUUAUUGUCAAUU
Molecule: messenger RNA, 5568 nt
Organism: Pararge aegeria (speckled wood butterfly)
Lineage: Eukaryota; Metazoa; Arthropoda; Insecta; Lepidoptera; Nymphalidae
Exons: 13
Coding region: 220-5292 (1690 amino acids)
Source: RefSeq, a predicted model, not a curated record